AUGUCCAGUUCGGAGUUUAUCUGCCGGUAUGCGGCCGGUGAACGAGACCUAGUUGCAAUUCCUGUGUUCCCCUCUAGGGCAUUUCGUCAUAGUUGUAUUGUGGUCAACUCGAGCAUCAUCUCUAAACCAUCCGAUCUCAAUGGAAAAAAGAUAGGUGUUCAGGUCUACACUAUGACCGCUGCUGUUUGGGUCCGAGGGAUACUGCAGGAUGCAGGGGUCGACCUAUCUACGAUUACUUGGGUUGAGGGAGACCUAGUCCAGCCUGGUUCCCACGGAAAAGCAAUGCCAAAGCCACUCCUCCGACCGAUUGAGCGAGUCCCGAAUCAAAGCCCAAAGUCGCUCAGUCAACUACUCGAAGAUGGCGAGAUUGCAGCCACAGUCGGUGCACACGCUCCACCGUGUCUCGGACAUGCACCUCAUAUCCAACGUUUAUUCCCGAACAUUCGUGAAACCGAGAAGGGGUAUUAUCAAAGAACUGGAAUAUUCCCUAUCAUGCACCUUGUUGUCAUAAAAAGUGAUAUUGUGGAACAGCACCCAUUCGUCCCGCGCAGUAUUUUUCAAGCCAUGAAUGAGUCUAAGAACAUGGCUCUGCGCUCGAUGAGGUUCCUUUCCACUUACCGGUAUAUGUUGCCGUUCCUCACGUCUGAUAUAGAUGAGAUCGACUUAUUAUUUGGUGGCGAUCCAUGGCCUUAUGGAGUUGAGUCUAAUCGCACGGCUUUGGAGGCACUUGUGAACUUGUUGUAUGAGCAAGCCAUGAUUUCUCGCAAAAUUGCGAUUGAUGAAAUAUUUGUUGGCUCCUAUGAAUAA
Molecule: messenger RNA, 807 nt
Organism: Penicillium longicatenatum
Lineage: Eukaryota; Fungi; Ascomycota; Eurotiomycetes; Eurotiales; Aspergillaceae
Exons: 1
Coding region: 1-807 (268 amino acids)
Source: RefSeq, a predicted model, not a curated record